Varanus komodoensis (Komodo dragon) is the source of this 5741-nucleotide messenger RNA. RefSeq names its product EH domain containing 4 (gene EHD4). The transcript is spliced from 6 exons. NCBI's taxonomy places the organism in Eukaryota, Metazoa, Chordata, Lepidosauria, Squamata, Varanidae. The record is from RefSeq and is a predicted model, not a curated record. Gene Ontology annotation, biological process: endosomal transport; clathrin-dependent synaptic vesicle endocytosis. Gene Ontology annotation, cellular component: plasma membrane; cytoplasm; clathrin-coated pit. Gene Ontology annotation, molecular function: GTP binding; protein binding; molecular adaptor activity. Bases 171 to 1796 code for a protein of 541 amino acids.
CCGCCUCCGCCUUGGGCGUCCCCUUCGGCCGGGGGAGGCAGGCGCACCGCCUGACGAGGAAGGAGAACGGGAGGAAGGGCGGGGCCCGUCGUCAGCCGGCUCGGCCUUUCCGCGCUGCCCGGGGAGCGAGUAGGGUUGUGGCCGCCGCACGGGCAGAAGGGACGGUCGGGAUGUUCAGCUGGCUGAGCAAGCAGGCCGGGCGCCAGCGGCCCGGGGAGGGCGAGGACGUGGUGGAGACGGUGACGGGCGGCCUGAAGGAACUGUACACCAAGAAGCUGCUCCCGCUGGAGGAGCACUACCGCUUCCAUGAAUUCCACUCGCCCGCGCUGGAGGACGCGGACUUCGAGAACAAGCCCAUGGUGCUGCUCGUGGGCCAGUACAGCACGGGCAAGACCACCUUCAUCAGGUACCUUUUAGAGCAAGAUUUUCCAGGAAUGCGGAUUGGUCCAGAGCCAACUACAGAUUCUUUCAUUGCUGUCAUGUAUGGAGAAACUGAAGGGAGCACUCCUGGGAAUGCUCUUGUAGUGGACCCCAAGAAGCCAUUCCGCAAACUCAGCCGUUUUGGAAAUGCAUUCUUGAAUAGAUUCAUGUGUGCUCAGUUACCUAACCAAGUCCUGAAGAGCAUCAGCAUCAUAGAUAGCCCUGGCAUUCUUUCAGGAGAGAAGCAGAGGAUUAGAAGAGGCUAUGAUUUUUGUCAGGUCCUGCAGUGGUUUGCUGAACGAGUUGAUCGCAUCAUCCUCUUAUUUGAUGCCCAUAAACUUGAUAUUUCUGAUGAGUUCUCAGAAGCAAUAAAAGCAUUCCGGGGUCAGGAUGACAAGAUCCGGGUGGUACUGAAUAAAGCUGAUCAAGUGGACACGCAGCAGCUGAUGAGAGUCUAUGGUGCACUCAUGUGGUCCUUGGGAAAAGUGAUUAAUACACCAGAGGUGUUACGGGUCUACAUUGGUUCCUUUUGGGCCCAACCCCUGCAAAACUCAGAAAACCGAAAACUGUUUGAGGCAGAGGCACAAGAUCUGUUCCAGGACAUCCAGAACCUACCACAAAAGGCAACAGUGAGAAAACUGAAUGACCUUAUCAAGAGAUCACGGCUAGCAAAGGUACAUGCUUAUAUCAUUAGCUAUCUGAAGAAGGAAAUGCCUUCUGUAUUUGGAAAAGAAAAUAAGAAGAAGGAACUGAUAAACAAACUACCAGAAAUCUAUCGCCAGUUGCAACAAGAACACCAGAUCUCACCUGGGGACUUCCCAGAAGUCAAGAGAAUGCAGGAACAGUUGGAGAACUAUGACUUCACCAAGUUCCAUUCUCUGAAACCAAAGAUGAUUGAAGCUGUAGAUAACAUGCUGGCCCAUAAAGUUGCCUUCCUGAUGACACUUGUUACCCAGGAGGAACGCAGCAUGCCUCCACAGAAGGUUCAGGGUGGGGCGUUUGAAGGCACCACAGCCGGACCUUUCGACCAUGGCUAUGGAGAAGGUGUCAAGGAAGGAGCUGAUGAAGAGGAAUGGGUCGUUUCCAAAGACAAACCUGUAUAUGAUGAAAUCUUUUACACACUCUCGCCUGUCAAUGGUAGAAUCUCUGGGGCCAAUGCUAAGAAGGAAAUGUUGAACUCCAAACUGCCAAACAGUGUCCUGGGCAAAAUCUGGAAGCUUGCUGACUGUGAUCAUGAUGGCAUGUUGGAUGAAGAAGAAUUUGCAUUAGCAAAACAUCUCAUCAAAAUAAAAUUGGAGGGAUACGAACUCCCCAGUAGUUUGCCCAUCCAUCUGGUACCUCCUUCACACCGAAAAUCUUUCCGUGGAACAGAAUGAUGAAUGCAAUAAAAAUUGUUCCGGGUAGGAUCUUGUUACGUAUUCUGUUCUAAGGUUGUUUUUUAUAGACACUGUGGUUAAUGCCAAGCAUUUUCAGGGCCAAUUUGAACAUCAAACUGUUCCUAUUAAAAUAUGUUUGGAUAGGAAAAAAGUGAAAAAUAUGAUAGCAGCCAGAAUCCAUUUCAAUGGAUGUGCAUCCCCUGGGGAGUGGUGAUUAGCCACAGCUUCCCAGUGAGUGCUUAUCUAUUCAUGGGUAAGCCCACAACAUGUAUACACAGUAAAAUUGCUACUUGUAUAAGCUGUGGCAUGUAUUAUAUCAGUUGUUAGGAUCUCCUACUGGAAACCCUUUUUGAUGUUCACAGAGGCCCUGAACGGCCCAUGCAAGUUACAUAAACCAACCAUGUAGUGUGGGGAUGGACUUUUCUGAAUAGAUCUGCCAGACCCUGACAAAAAGAGUAUUUGUUACAAGUGCCUUUUCAGUAACUUUUCCUACCACUGUGUUUACAAUCAAAAGGGUCAAAAGACAUAAAAUAAGUUCAACUGCCCCAAAAAUGAAAACUUGGAUAAUACAGUGCAAAAGUCUCUUAGUUCUUCAAAUAGAAGUCUCACAUUUUAAAAAUACCUUCUAAAAGAAGGCACUGAUUUUUUUCACUAAUGAUACUUGAAAUACCUUCGUGAUUUACCAGAAUCUAUCUGUACACUUGAAAUUCUGUUUAAGACUUGUAAGGAUAGAUUUUAAAGCAGCUUCGUUUAAUCAAAAAUGUAAAGUGUGCCUUGGACUAAAAUAACUUUAGUUUUAAAGAAACUAACUUGAUAUUCAUUCAGAAAAGGAAAAAAGGAGCUUUCACAUGCACAGGAAAUUCAAUAUAAAAGUCAGUGAAUUAUUAUUGUAAUAAAAUUAUAUGUUUGACAUUUUUAAAUCUUACUGGUUUUCCAUGCUUCCUUUAGAGGCCUUCAUUGGUGCCUUUCUAUAGCUUGGAUCUAUACAAAAGGACCCGGACAUCUUCUUGAUAGUACCAUCUAUUGAUACCAUCCAUGGUCAAGAAGGUUCUGCGUGGCAUUGAGUAGCUCAUGACAGAGUUACCUAUAUUUGUCUGUUUCCUUUGUAAAGCUGUCUAAGAUGGUGGCCAUCACUAGAUCUUGUGGGAGUGAAUUCCUUUGGCUAGUCAUAUGUUACAGUGCUGUGAAGCCCUUAACAUUUGAUUUUUUAAAAAUGUGUUUUACAUGUGUGGCAAACAAGGUUUCUCUUGUUUGCAAAAAUAAUUGUUUUCAGACUUAAACUGAAAAUGCUACUUUGAUUAAAAACUGUUUCUAGGCCUUCACACUCAGCUAAUACCACAUAGCCUUCACUUCAUAGUUGUAUAGUUCUUUGUUUAUGGGUUGACUAUUGCACCUUCACACUGGGAAUGUUUGCUCCAUGUGUCCAGUACUGUGAAUUUGUAACCCAGCUGAAAGUCUGUGAGAGCUUCACUGAGUCAGUUACACUUGCUCCAUUGUCAGGGUGCUGUUCUUUUGGCUGCUUGCUUCUUUCUUCACUUGUAGGUUCAGAUCUUUUCACCAACCAGUUUUUCCCAGGAACCUCUCUCCUCAUAUGAAGCUGCCUUAAACAGAGUCAGAGUAUUCCUCUAUCUCAGUAGCUUCUACUCUGGCUAGCAGAGGCACUCCUGGGUCUGAUGCAGCCUUUCCCAAUGCGGCGCCUUUCAAAUAUUUUGGUGCUCCGUUUCCAUCCACUCCAGCCAGCAUGGCCGUUAUUCAGGAACACUGAGAAUUGCAGACAAAAACAUCUAGGCAACACCAAAUUAGAGAAGGUACAUCUUUCCAAUCCCAGUAAAUUCACACCUUUUAUGUGGAGGUGCUUGGGUUGUGCUGUACCCAAAUUGUGCCACAUUUCCAGUUUGUGCUCCACUCUCAGGUCUUUAUUUUAGCAGUUUAACCAGCCCAUGUGUGUAGCUGAGAAAUCGGGACAUAUGUGAUCAUCUUAAUGCAUCUCUUCUUGAACUAAUUCACUGAAAAAUCAGUCUGAUGAAUUUACAGUCUUAACCUGACUUCUGUUAACUAAAUUUGUUCAUGUUCUUUACCCCACAGAUCACUCUGGAUAAAUAGUAUAGGGUAACUUAAUUUAUAUGAUUUUUUCUUUCCAAGGUUCAAUAUUUUCAAAGAAAUUGACAUUUUUUUGUUUAGGAUUGUAACUUUGGGGAGUCUCUGAGCCAUUCCUUCUCUCCCUCACCAAGAUCACUCUCUGUGGGUCAGACAAAAAAAGCAGUGGACCCACUGUGAACCCAGUGAGAGCCAGUGUGGUGAAGUGGUUAAUAGUGUUGUUUCCAAAAUAAAAUAAAUUUCCUGUCAUUUCUUAUUGUUCAGCGAUUUCUGAAGUUUCAUUUGCUUUGGCUUCUUUCUCCACUUAUUAGAAACAUCAUAAUGUGCCACGUAUACCAUGUUUAAAUUUGUUAGGGUGUAAUCCUGCACAUGUUUAGAUACACCAAGGAGGAAAUCAGUUUUAUUUUCUUCAGUGGACUCCAGUAUUGCAGCAGCUGAGGGCUGAAAGUAGUGGACAACUUCCACCACCAAAAUUCAGUGGUGUAGGAAUGACAGCACACUUUAUCUUUAAAGCAAAAGGUAUCCAAGGGAAAAUCACAUUUCAACUGCUGGCUGAAUUUCAGUGGCCAUGUUUGGUUUAAAAUAAAAAAGAUUCUUAGGGAGGUUUGAGCAAGCAUAUGGUGGAUAAGAUGCGCAGGAGAUUUGUUUCCUCUUUCCCCCAUGCUUCUGGCAUUUUGUGUGAAUUACCAUGUCACACAUCACUCAGUAUUUAUAUCAGGCGUGCACCUUUACUGAGGGAAACACAGCAAUUCCUGUACAGCAAUGUAAAGCAGUCCAAACUUGGUUUUCAGGACUUGGUAAAUAGGGUUGCACAUCAUGGUCAUUAUGGAGCCCUUCAACAGUGUUCUGAAUUUUGCUGUGACACUCUUAAAGAUGCCAUAGUACAGUAGAAAAUGCUGUUGUUUUCACAAAAGGUAUUUGUGUCCAAAUGUCAUGAAAUCCUAGGCAGGUGUGGCCUCCAGAACCACAGUGAGGGUUUCCCAACCCUCAGAAAUGUGUGGGGGCACAGUGCAGCCUUUGUGUACAAGCAGAGCCUGCAUCUUUCUGAGGGCGUCUCCAAAAUGCUGAAGUUAAAGAUUCAGUCUUAGGAACGUUAAGUCAGAAAAGUGGCCUACCAACUUCCUGUAUGUCCCAGUCAGCGAUGAGGUUGUAUGCCUAUCUAAACAUGCAUAGAAUUGUGCCCUAAAUCUAUUCUGCAAAUCUGGCUUUGCGGAAGGCAUGUGUCAUGGUAGUUCUACAACAUCAGUCUCAGUGCUGAAUUAGAAAUGUCCAGCUUCCAGCCUAGCACCAUGUAGGAAGUAUGUGGCAAAGCUGCUAAAUCUAGUUCGUGAAAAAGGAAUUCUCUUUCCCUCUUCUUAUGCCCAAACUUUCUCACUUUAUCUCACUGAAGAUAAAUUGUCAUUUUCUAUACCAUCCAACGUUUGUAAGUGUGUUUUUUUAGUGUGUUCUUUUUGUUGUCUAAUAUAGUUCAAAAUGUCUUCAGGAAUGCGAUAUUCCCUAUUUAUUCAUAAUGUUUUAGGCUUGGAUUCAAUUCCAUUACUGUUACUUCUUUAGGGCAUUUAAAAAAAAACCUUACACCAUGAGUGAGCGUAACUUGCAUCACUGUUACAUAUUUCAGAUGUGAUUGUGAGAUAAUAUUUCAUAUAUUUGUUAAAGCCUGAAUAACUAUUGGGUUAUAUAUAAGUUCCCCUAUCUACCCCAGGGUUUAAAUUCGUUAAUGUUGCACUUUGAUUAUCUGCACAAAACAUUACAGAUUCUGUAAUAUAUUUUUGUAUUUGCUUUUUAAUCAUGUAUGUAAUGGUGUUAGGAAAAGAAUGCUGUUCAAUAAAGUUAGAAUGCAUAUUCAUA